Molecule: messenger RNA, 201 nt
Organism: Arabidopsis thaliana (thale cress)
Lineage: Eukaryota; Viridiplantae; Streptophyta; Magnoliopsida; Brassicales; Brassicaceae
Exons: 3
Coding region: 1-201 (66 amino acids)
Source: RefSeq, marked reviewed
AUGUGUUCUUGUCUUCAAUGUAGCGUUGUAAAAGCUGACGAAAGAUGCCGCGGUUACAAAGGGGGAUUGUCUAAAGGUAUACAACAGAGUGUGGCAAUGUUUCAAGUUAGAUCAGAAGCACUUAGUAUCCAGUUAAUCACAAGGAUGGAUACUUAUCUUAUUUUCACGACUUGGAGACUUGCAAGAAUGGUGGAUAAGUGA